Messenger RNA from Suillus subalutaceus, 1072 nucleotides. RefSeq names its product Peroxin 13, N-terminal region-domain-containing protein. Lineage: Eukaryota; Fungi; Basidiomycota; Agaricomycetes; Boletales; Suillaceae. Bases 37 to 1053 code for a protein of 338 amino acids. Gene Ontology annotation, molecular function: protein binding. Gene Ontology annotation, cellular component: peroxisome; peroxisomal membrane; peroxisomal importomer complex. The record is from RefSeq and is a predicted model, not a curated record. Gene Ontology annotation, biological process: protein import into peroxisome matrix, docking. The transcript is spliced from 2 exons.
GUCAGAUUCACGCUUCCUCGUAGUCGGCAACGGCCAAUGGCAGCACCACUCAAGCCUUGGGAGCGGGGAACAGCAACCAUUGCCGUCGCAUCAUCGCUAACUCCGACGAGCUUAUCUUCAGAACUACCUUCAGUGCCUCCACGUCCCCCAGCUCUCUCCAACUCAUCUCAGCCAUCAUAUAAUUCGCCGUACUCUCGCUUUGGGUCGACGUACUCGCCUUAUGGCUAUGGUGGAAUGAGCAGCGGUUACGGUACCUCCUAUGGUGGAUAUGGCAUGAAUGGCAUGUACGGCACCAUGCCAGGAAUGCCCGGAAUGGGCACGUACCCUGGUAUCGAUCCCAACAAUCCUUCCUUUUCGCAGACGCUCGAAGCCACAACCCAACACACCUUUUCCCUUCUCCACUCCAUGGUCCAGACAUUCUCGGGUGUGGCACAAAUGCUCGAGUCCACAAUCAUGGCGACGCACAGCUCAUGUUCGGCAAUGGUCGGUGUCGUUGAGCAUUUCAGCCACCUCCGCAAUGCCUUGGGUAGUGUAUUAAGCAUCUUCGGUCUUUUACGGUGGAUGAAGGAGUUCAUCGCGGGCCGCCCCAGCUCCACAAGCAUCCAGAACGAAUUUAGAGAGUUCAUUAGAGGCAAGCCCAUCCAGGGCCCAAUGGGUGCUCCUCCUAUCAAGCCCAGCCGAAAACCCAUUAUAUUUUUACUCGCUAUUUUCGGCGUUUCAUACGCCAUGAUGAAACUCAUAAAAAUACUCACUGAACGCGCGAUGCAAAUUGGUCCUGGUUCCCUUGAUCCGUCUACGCUUACUUUUGCCCGCGCAGUAUAUCCAUUCACACCUUCAUCUCCAUCUGAGCUUGCGCUCAGGGAGAAUGAAAUCGUCGCUAUCACGGGCAAGUUGGAUCCUAGCACCGGUGUGGAAGUGGAUCCACGGUUAGAGGUGGAGAGUGAGUGGUGGAAAGGUCGGACGCGCGAGGGUCGUGAAGGUUGGUUCCCGAAGAGGUGGGUUGAGGUUCUCGAGCGGAGGAAAUCCGCGGAAGAAGAUAAGAAGAUGGUUUGAGUAUCCCAUUCGCUUUUUG